AUGGUAUACUGUGGUAAACCCAGUAAGGGCUGCGGUAUGUGCCGCUCACGCAAGAUCCGUUGUGACCAGGCCCGACCGGCUUGCGAUCAGUGCAUUCGAACGAAGAGAGAAUGCCCAGGAUACCGCGACCAGCUGGAUCUUAUAUUUCGCGACGUGACAAAAGCCACAGCACGGAAAGCAGGAAGCUCGAGUUCUGCUUCGUCGGCUUCGUAUGCAUCGUCCCACAUUGUUGGGUCCUCUCGCAACUCUUACCGUGUUCAGUCCCCCUCGACAGGGUCCACUGGAUCACUCGCGGAAACAAGCUUUGAUUUCGGCUCAGAUCCCGAUCAUCAAUAUAUGAUGCGCCAAAUAAGGCCAAGUGCAGUGAUCAGAAACCCCACAGAGGGCCUUUCGAAAGAGCAGGCUAUCUGCUUCUUUCUCCAAUCGCAUAAUAUUCCCGGAAGUGCCCUCAUGACGGACACUCUGACAAAUUUUCUGAUGGAGUCGGGUGCAUCUCUAGGGCAGCAAGCCAUACAAUCUAGUAUUCAUGCUGUCGCAGGUGCGAUGCUUGCCCGGGUUCGCAACGUGCCCUCCCUGAAGCAGGCGGCUCGCCAGGAAUAUGGCUCUACGCUCAAACUAGUCAAUGCAGCACUAGCCGACCCCGUUCAGUCUAGGACAAACCAGGCAUUACUUGCGGUUGUAUUCAUGUCUUUGUAUGAGGUUAUCACAUCCAGAGCUCCUCAAAGCAUCCAGGGCUGGACAAAUCAUAUUUGCGGAGCUGCAGCUCUUCUCGAGCACCGAGGAUUUGCACAGAUGACGACUGAAAUGGGCAUAGUCAGUUGUCUCCAGCGAGACUUGAGAGUACCUGAUUCUCUGAUGAAGUGUUCUAAACUGGAUUUAUUCCCUGAGAUAAGGGAUGCACUCGGAAACAAAUUAAUCAUCAUCAUUGGAAAUCUUUCCAAUCUUCGAGCCGAUGUCCAAGGACGGAUUAUUGACGACCCACAUCAAAUACUGGCUGCCGCAUGUGCCAUUGAAGCUGACCUCAUGGCCUGGCUAGCUGCUUUACCGCCUGAUUUCACUUAUAGCAGUCAUACAGUGAUGCCAAUGGACCAUAGCUUUGAACGAAUUUGUGGUGGAAUUCGACCUUUCAACAACCAAUAUCACAGUUACCCAGACCUAUGGUCUCCAAAUCUCUGGAACCAUUAUCGGUGUGCACGAAUUAUCGUCAGCGAGUUAAUACUAGCGAACGUUCAUAAGGUGUCUAGCACUUCACCACGUGGUUCUCUAUCCGAAGAUUUCCGUUUACACUGCAAAUCCUUGCGCUCUACAAUACGCCGCCUGGGUGCCGAUAUUUGCCGGAGCGUGCCGUUCCAUCUAGGUGCUUGCAACGCGGGAAUCCUUCCAGGAAGACCCAUGCUGCCUGCAGAAACUUAUAUUGGCGGGCUCAUGUUGCUCUGGCCCUUAUUCGUUGCCGGCAUCGUUGAAGGGCGCAACCACCCUCAAAGAAAGUGGGUAAGGCAAUGUCUGGGUAUGAUCGGUCGGUCGAUGGGCAUGGAUCAGGCACUCGCACUCAUGGAUAUCCUUGCCGUUGAUCCGGGAAUGUUCCAUUCGGUCGAGAAAUUCGGCGAGGAUGCCGAUGAAGAAAGUAGUUCUCCGGGAGUGAUGUCUGUUUCGAUAUUCCAUGUUCCGUACUAUGAACUUGGCAAUUCGAAGGAGUAUCAGCAGAUACGUGCAUCCUCUGCAUGA
Molecule: messenger RNA, 1725 nt
Organism: Penicillium manginii
Lineage: Eukaryota; Fungi; Ascomycota; Eurotiomycetes; Eurotiales; Aspergillaceae
Product: Zn(II)2Cys6 transcription factor
Exons: 3
Coding region: 1-1725 (574 amino acids)
Biological process (GO): regulation of DNA-templated transcription
Molecular function (GO): DNA-binding transcription factor activity, RNA polymerase II-specific; zinc ion binding
Source: RefSeq, a predicted model, not a curated record